GAAAAUUUUGUUUCUACUGCUAUUUUAGGUUUUUGUAAGUUUUUAAAUAGAUUUAGCUCAAAAUAUUCUGACCUUUCUCAAUAAUGAAGUAACAUCGUUUUAUGAAUGGAGUUAGUAAAGUAUUUUUGGUUUUGAGGUUAGGAACUAAAAUUUACGCAAGAAUACUACAAUGGCUAUACUAAAAAAGAUACUUUAUAUUAAUAUUAAAAAUGUAAGAAAGUCGUUCGCAAGGCUUUAUAGCAGUCGGAACAUUCUCAAACUUAGUGAAAGAGGGAUGUACCAAGAUAUGUUUCCCAACAUUGCUGCAAAUGAAAUUAUCAGCUUAGUAAAGAAGGAACCACAGUGUGUAUAUGCUGGAUUUGAUCCUACAGCUAACAGCCUCCAUGUUGGAAAUCUUCUGGUUAUAAUUAACCUCUUACAUUGGCAAAGAGGUGGACAUAAUGUUAUAGCUUUGUUAGGUGGAGCUACUGGCCAUAUUGGUGAUCCCAGUGGCCGCAGCUCUGACAGAAUUGCACUGGCUUCAGAUAUCAUACAAAAUAACAUUACAAGUAUAAGAAAAAACUUACAAAUUGUAUUUGAAAACCAUAAAAAGUAUAUUUGGACAGAUGAUCCAGAUAAACUUAAACCUUUGAGAAUAGUCAACAAUGAGACAUGGUAUAGAAAAAUAGAUUCAAUACAGUUUGUUAGCGAAAUUGGAAGAAACUUUAGAAUGGGUACAAUGCUGCUAAAGCAAAGUGUUCAAACUAGAAUAAACUCAGAUGUUGGGAUGAGCUUUACUGAGUUUGCUUAUCAAAUAUUCCAAUCAUAUGAUUGGCAACAUUUGUUGAAGGAAUAUAAUUGCAGAUUUCAGAUUGGAGGAAGUGAUCAAAUGGGUAAUAUUUCUGCUGGCCAUGAGUUGAUAAGCAGAACAUUGAAGACAGAUGUUUAUGGAUUAACCCUUCCUCUCGUUACAACCGAGGAAGGUGACAAGUUUGGGAAAUCGGCCGGUAAUGCAUUAUGGUUGGAUCCCAUGAAGACAAGUCCUUACAGUCUCUACCAGUAUUUCAUCAGGACCAAAGACUCGGAUGUCGAGAGACUACUGAAGUUAUUCACGUUUUAUAGCUUGGGAGAGAUCAAGGAUAUAAUGCACAAGCAUAAUCAGCAUCCGGAACAAAGAUACCCGCAGCAGUGCUUAGCUGAACAGCUUACUACUCUGGUGCAUGGAGUGGCAGGCUUGGAGAAGGCGCGAAAGGCGUCAGACGCGAUAUUCAGUAAAGACGUAAACUCAUUAGUCUCUCUGAAUUCUACUGACUUGGAGCAGAUAUUUGAAGGGGCGUCGGUAUCUAGAUUACUCCUGUCACCCGGCAUGACGGUGUUAGAGUUGGGAAUGAAAGCUAAAUGCUUUCCCACUGAAAGUGACGCAAUAAGAAUAAUUCAAGCGGGCGGUUUCUACAUCAACCAUCAGAGAGUUAACAAGAUCGACGAAGUGAUCACACAGACUGCACACAUUCUACCAAACCUUGUAUCAUUGUUGAGAGUCGGCAAACGAAACUAUUAUAUUGUGAAGUGGCAAACAUAAGACAGUAUAUAAUUUCUAAUAUGAACUAUUACUUGUGUAGCUAACACGAAAGAGAGUGUCCUAUGGUUUUAUCCUACGAAUAAUAUAAACUAAGGAAACGUAACUCCCAUACUUCAA
Messenger RNA from Aricia agestis (brown argus), 1675 nucleotides. RefSeq names its product tyrosine--tRNA ligase, mitochondrial (gene TyrRS-m). The transcript is spliced from 8 exons. The record is from RefSeq and is a predicted model, not a curated record. Gene Ontology annotation, molecular function: ATP binding; tyrosine-tRNA ligase activity; RNA binding. Gene Ontology annotation, cellular component: cytosol; mitochondrion. NCBI's taxonomy places the organism in Eukaryota, Metazoa, Arthropoda, Insecta, Lepidoptera, Lycaenidae. The coding region runs from base 170 to 1558 and encodes 462 amino acids. Gene Ontology annotation, biological process: tyrosyl-tRNA aminoacylation.